This is a messenger RNA of Condylostylus longicornis, 1860 nucleotides long. RefSeq lists its product as uncharacterized. Lineage: Eukaryota; Metazoa; Arthropoda; Insecta; Diptera; Dolichopodidae. Bases 332 to 1828 code for a protein of 498 amino acids. The transcript is spliced from 7 exons. The record is from RefSeq and is a predicted model, not a curated record.
GAAAAACGUGUACCUAAUAAAAUAUUCAUUUGAAUGAUAAAUUCGUUACAAAGGAGUCGAUUGUAGCUAUUUGGUAAAUUCAAAAACAAAGUUAAUGAAUAUUUUAAGCGCAACCUAAAACCUAAAUUAUUCCAAAUUUAAACACACGAUAAAAUUACAGAACUUAACUAUGCAAAUUUUUUGCAUAAGAUUUGCAAUUUCUGAGAAAAUUUAUCAUUAUUAUACUUUAUGAAAAUUUUUUAUUCUUCAACGAUAAUUUUGCUUAAAUUCCAAUUUUUGGUAAUUGGGAAUAUAUAGACAACAUUCCUGUAACGCUAAAAUAUUUUUAAAAAUGGGUUCCAAAAUAUCUAAAGAAUUUAAUAUGAAUUGGCCGGAUGAAAAUCUACUAAAAUUUUCAGAUGAACAACGAAAUAUUUUAGAAAAAUCCAAAAAUGUAAAGAAACCCAAUGAAACAGUUACUAUAGAAGAAAUUAUCGCAAAUUCAAAAAAUUUUCCUAUUGAAUUUCCUAUAAAUUCUUGUAGAGUUGGUUUUCAACCUAAAGAAAGGUACGAUAUAAUUCAACAAGAAAUAAAUUCAGUAUAUCCGAUAAUUCAUGAACGUGUUGUUUGGCUUUAUAUACGAUUUCUCGAACAUAAAACCAAAUAUGGAAAUGAAAUUGAAAAAGAAGUUUAUUCCAAUAUGAAUUUAAUAGAUUUUAUAGAUCGAUUAUUGACAAAAAGGUGUGCUACUUUCUGUGGAGAGUAUGAUAGAUAUCUUUUAGUUUCUAAACAGUUUGGAUUAGAUGGUCAUACAACUGUAGGAACCUUAGAAGAGAAACCACCUUUAGUUUUAAAGAACUGUCUCAGUUAUGACGAAAUUAAGCUUUCUGCAUUUUUAUCAGUUUCAUCUCAUACCGAAUUUAUUAAUGAUGGUGAUAGGAAAAAUAUGGGUAAAAUUGAAUAUGAUAAAUUAAAAAUUGAGCAAGCUGGGAUUAUUAUUGGACUUAUAGGACCACGUAUGGUUAGACGGGGUUAUAUGGAAUAUCAGGAUAUUAUUAUAUCGGAAAAACAAAACAAUUUAAAAAAUGGUUAUGGUUUUCAACAUGACAAAAUGAUAGCUACCUCAAAAAGUGAUUAUAGAAAAAUGUGGAAUGAUUUUUAUGGAGAAAGAAAAGAUUUUAUUUAUAUUGAAGUGAAAUCUUAUGAUAAAAGAUUUUUAAAAUUGGAAAGAAAUGAGUUUUUUGAUAAAAUAAUUAUGAAAAAACGUUUUACAAUUUCUUUUGAUACUUUGCUAUUAGAGGCAGAAACAAGAGCUUCAAUAUCUGAAAAACAGGCAUACAUUCAUGUUGUUGGAAUUGGAUUAGGUGUUUGGAGAUAUUGUAAUGACCAAAUAAACAUAUUCUUAGCGACCUUUUCCCAAAGAUUGAAAAGAUUAUUACCCAAAUUAAAUCAUAUUUCAGUAAUAAAUCUUUCAUAUUUUCCAGAAGAAGGUUUUGAAAAUUUAAAAAAUGAUUCAACUUUUAUAAGUGAAACUCAUCCUAAUGGCGGUAUUAGAAUUUAUAUAUCGAAAAGGAAUCCCCACAAAAAAUUGGAUGGAAAAUGGAAAAAUUGCUUGCCUAUAGUAUCAUAUGCUUGGGAUGGUAAUUCUUUGCCUGGAAAUGAAUUUUGGAUGAAACAGAUAGCUUCAAGUAGUGACUCUGCAGCAGCAUCUAGUACACUAAUAACUGAAUUACACAAUGCUCAUAUUAAUAAAAGAUUAACUGGAAAGAAUCUGCACGUUGCAAUGGAAAAUUUUGGAGUAGUUCAUAUAAGUGAAUACAUAACAAAAUCAUUAACAGAAAACGCAUGAUACUAUAAUUAAUAUGGGAUAUUUUUUUUCAA